CUCCAAAGUCUUCACACGACUGGCUAUCUCCAUCGCGACAUCAAACCUGAAAACUUCCUCCGAGGCACUGGUAAGCAGGGCAACAUUGUCUACAUGACCGAUCUUGGACUCGCCGCCUAUGAGGGGGAUUCGUACGACCAAGCCACGAGUCACAAACCUGCGGGACCUUCCCCCCCCCCCGGAUCUCAUUGGUUGGCACGUGCCGGUAUGCCAGCGUUAACGGCCAUUUGAACGUCGCUCCAUCGUGGCGUGACGACCUUGAGUCGCUAGAGUACAUGGCCUUGUAUUUCCUUCGUGGAUCACGUCCCUGGCAAGGGAUGCAGGCGCCCAGUCGCCAAGAGAAACACCGCCUUGUUUUGGAGCGGAAACAGACAUUUCCUGUGACUGAGCUAUGCGAGGCACUU
Messenger RNA from Exophiala aquamarina CBS 119918, 404 nucleotides. RefSeq lists its product as uncharacterized. Gene Ontology annotation, molecular function: ATP binding; protein kinase activity. Gene Ontology annotation, biological process: protein phosphorylation. The annotation marks the transcript as partial. The record is from RefSeq and is a predicted model, not a curated record. The transcript is spliced from 2 exons. NCBI's taxonomy places the organism in Eukaryota, Fungi, Ascomycota, Eurotiomycetes, Chaetothyriales, Herpotrichiellaceae.